Liolophura sinensis is the source of this 513-nucleotide messenger RNA. RefSeq lists its product as uncharacterized. The transcript has a single exon. Bases 1 to 513 code for a protein of 170 amino acids. NCBI's taxonomy places the organism in Eukaryota, Metazoa, Mollusca, Polyplacophora, Chitonida, Chitonidae. The record is from RefSeq and is a predicted model, not a curated record.
AUGCCAGAUCACCUCAAUACCCGUACCAGGCCACCCCAAUACCCGUACCAGGUCAUCCCAAUACCCAUGCCAAGUCACCCCAACACCCAUACCAGGUCAUCCCAACACCCGUACCAGGCCACCCCAACACCCACACCAGGUCAUCCCAAUACCCAUACCAGGUCACCCCAACACCCAUGCCAGGUCACCCCAAUACCCGUACCAGGUCAUCCCAAUACCCAUGCCAAGUCACCCCAACACCCAUACCAGGUCACCCCAACACCCGUACCAGGUCACCCCAACACCCAUACCAGGUCACCCCAACACCCAUGCCAGGUCACCCCAAUACCCGUACCAGGUCAUCCCAAUACCCAUGCCAAGUCACCCCAACACCCAUACCAGGUCACCCCAACACCCGUACCAGGCCACCCCAACACCCAUACCAGGUCAUCCCAAUACCCAUGCCAAGUCACCUCAAUACCCAUACCAGGUCACCCAAACACCCGUACCAGGUCAUCCCAAUACCCAUACUAA